Messenger RNA from Labeo rohita (rohu), 1012 nucleotides. RefSeq names its product beta-2-microglobulin (gene b2m). The transcript is spliced from 4 exons. Lineage: Eukaryota; Metazoa; Chordata; Actinopteri; Cypriniformes; Cyprinidae. The coding region runs from base 105 to 455 and encodes 116 amino acids. Gene Ontology annotation, cellular component: MHC class II protein complex. Gene Ontology annotation, molecular function: MHC class II protein complex binding. The record is from RefSeq and is a predicted model, not a curated record. Gene Ontology annotation, biological process: immunoglobulin production involved in immunoglobulin-mediated immune response; antigen processing and presentation of exogenous peptide antigen via MHC class II; positive regulation of T cell activation.
GACAGUGCAUUUAAGGUUACUGGUCGUUUACUUUCGAUAUUAACUGCAUUCGACUUGAAAGGUGUAGCAUACUCUUUUUAAUACUCGUGACUAAAUCUCCAAAAAUGAGAGCUAUCAUCACUUUCGCCCUAUUCUGUGUGCUGUACAUCACUGUACAGGGCAAAACAUCCAACCCCAAGGUCCAGGUGUACAGCCAUUAUCCUGGAGAGUAUGGAAAGUCGAACACCCUCAUCUGCCAUGUCAGUGGCUUCCACCCUCCUGAUAUCAGCAUUGAACUGCUGAAGAAUGGUGAGAUUCUCCCUGAGAGCAAGCAGACUGACCUGGCCUUCGAAAAGGGCUGGCAGUUUCACCUCACCAAGAGCGUCGCCUUCACACCAGAGCGAGGACAUGAUUAUUCCUGCAAAGUUCGACACAUGAGCGAAACAAAAACCUAUUCUUGGGAGCCCAACAUGUAAAGCGAAAGCCAUCAAAACCGUCACCUGGCAGACAAAGCAUGGAUGCUUUCAUGUUUUGGACUUUUACCAUCAUCUGCAGAAACCAUAUUAUCAUUCUUUUCCAAUAUUACAAACCUGGCUCAAGAUGCACUAUUCACACAAAUGACUCUGCAACUUCUGUGAUUCAUCGAUUUUAGUUUUUCCUUGAGUUGACAUUCUUUUUCUCCAUGAGAGUAAGAAUAAUUUAACCAAAACAGCUGCUACAUGUUUUUGGAUGAGCUUUGAUCAGUUUCUGGGUUCUUUUCACUCUUUCAUUCCUCUCUCUGUAAAUUCUGUUUAGGACAUGCAGUAGCAGGCACUUGUAUAUGUAAAACAAAUAAGGCAGUAGGGCUAGUUAUGCCUAUUUUGGGGCUUUACUUUUGUAAUUAAAUUCAAAUAUCACACUCAAUUCUCUCUUUUUAAAACAGUUAAGACUACUGCAAACCAGAUAUUUAAUGAAUAUGAAUAAUUCAAUUUGACACUUUGUUUCUAGUGAAAAUGUAAUUGUAAGUGGGGAAAAUAAAAAAUUGAAAAACGAA